Messenger RNA from Trifolium pratense (red clover), 1540 nucleotides. RefSeq names its product transcription factor BIM2. NCBI's taxonomy places the organism in Eukaryota, Viridiplantae, Streptophyta, Magnoliopsida, Fabales, Fabaceae. The transcript has 8 exons. Gene Ontology annotation, biological process: DNA-templated transcription. The coding region runs from base 191 to 1198 and encodes 335 amino acids. The record is from RefSeq and is a predicted model, not a curated record. Gene Ontology annotation, molecular function: DNA-binding transcription factor activity; protein dimerization activity.
CAAAGCAAAAAGGGUUUAUUGCGAAAUGAAGAAUAGUCACGAGACACACAUGAGUUCAACCACAUGCUAACUUCCCUCUUCUCUCCGGUGGUGGUCACUCAUGUCCUUUGCCGGAGACACUCACUCCCAUUUCAACGCCGGCGUAGAUCAUCCUUUAAGAAUUGUUGAGUGAUACUCUUUGCGUACAACAAUGAAAGCAGGGAAAUUGAACCAUGAUGAAGAUGAGUAUGAUGAUGAAGAUUUCAAUUCUUCCAAAAAACAAGGCACUUCUUCUGCCCCUAACACCAAUAAAGCAGAUGGGAAAGCUACUGAUAAGGCUAGUGUAAUAAGAUCGAAACAUUCUGUAACCGAGCAGCGAAGAAGAAGCAAGAUAAAUGAGAGAUUCCAAAUAUUGAGGGAUCUAAUACCUCAAUGUGAUCAAAAGAGGGACACAGCAUCAUUCUUAUUGGAGGUGAUCGAGUAUGUUCGAUACUUACAGGAGAAGGUACAAAAAUAUGAAGGCUCGUAUCAAGGUUGGAGUCAAGAGCCAUCAAAGUUGAUGCCUUGGAGAAAUAGCCAUUGGCGUGUCCAAAACUUCGUUGGUCAACCUCCAGUUGUAAAGAAUGGUUCAGGUCCGGUCUCACCAUUUCCCGGAAAGUUUGACGAAAGCAAUGUUAGUAUCUCUCCAACUAUGCUUAGUGGCACUCAGAAUAUGAUAGAUCAUGAUCUGAGUAGGGAUAUUAUCGGAAAAACAAUGGAGAGGCAACCCGAUUUAGCAAGCAAGGGAAUUCCUCUGCCCAUGGCUAUGCAAUCAAACAUGUCUGUUCCUGUCAGAAGUGAUGGUGUACUUUCCCAUCCUCUUCAGGGAACUGUUUCCGAUGCACAAUCAAUAGAAUGUCCCGCAACUAGUGAACAACUGAACCAGCAGGAUGAACUGACGGUUGAAGGAGGGACAAUCAGCAUCUCGAGUGUAUACUCCCAAGGGUUGUUGAACAAUCUAACUCAAGCGCUCCAGAGUGCUGGGCUAGAUCUGUCAAAGGCUAACAUUUCAGUUCAAAUUGAUCUUGGGAAGCGUGCAAACAAAGAGCCAGGUGGCACCUCUUCUCCGAAGGAUCAUGAUAACCCUCUUUCUAGCAAUCAAUCAAUUGCACAUUUUAGAGAUGCUAUCAUUAGAGAGAAUUCAGAUCAAGCUCAAAAAAGAAUGAAAACAUACAAGUGAAUGAUUCAUGUGGCUUUUUUAUGAGCCUACAUUUGCAUGCAGUUUUCUUCCCUUGUGGUGGUGAUUAUUGUGUACAUCCUCCCCCAUUUGUUUGAGUUUAAUUCAUCUCAUGAAGGUUAUUUUAAAGCUGGAAAAACCUUUACUACAUAAUUAUUUGUGGAGAUUAUUAGGUUUCUGCUCUAUUGCCUAUGUCAUUUAUUUUGAUUGUAUCUUUACUAAUUAUGAUUAUUCAGUUUUAUUAAGCUUUUUUGGUUGCAAAUUAAUGUAAAUACUUGGUUAUUUGGUGGGUGUAUCUGGAAAAACUUUGAAGAAAGCAUUUUUAUGAUAUAUUUCUUUUUCAAA